UCUCUAUCAGUGCUACAAGUACUAUGCAAGGUCUUGAAUGAGAGUGUACUGGUGAAAGAGAGGAUACGCGCAUCGCGGACGUAAUCACUUUGGGCAACUUGUCGUCUCUUUUCUUAUAGUUCGUUCGUGUAUUUCCUCAUCGUGAUAAGCGACUACCUUGUCCCUUAAGCAUGUCCGCAUCCCAGUCGUCGUCACUCGCCCUCACAACCUGUUCCUCGUCGCCCAAACUUCAACACGUCGCCAUCUCAAACCUUGCUGCCCCUCCGUGGGAUGGUCCGUAUCUCGACUGUGAUGUAUGAACGACUCCUUCUCCGAAAUAGACACAGCAAACGCUAGGGACGGGACGCCAAGCGUGUUACAGAUUGGCUUUGGGCGAGCGUUCCGAGUUUGUUUCUUGGAGCGGAGACUAUCGCCUAGAAUCGAGGCCGAAGCCAACCCGGCCUCAGUAUCAACCUAUAAAAGCGCUGAUUCUCCCUGACGUUCAGACUCCCCAUCAGCUGCGCUGCUCACCCAUUUCUAUUGUCUACUUUAGCCUUUUUAUUCUGGCCGGUCCAGCUCUAUCGUCUCGCCUACUCAGCCUCUCAUCGAUAGUUUCUCGCAUUCACUCCUCGCAUAAACAACAGCAUCUAUAACACAACAGUCAUGCUCGGCAAAUACCUCUUCACUGUCCUUCCUCUCUUGGCUCUCGCCGCCGCGUCUCCCGUCAAAAGGCAGAACGGCACCGCUUGUCCUGCUUUUGCUGCUCAAGACUACGCCGAUUUCCAAAUCUCAGACGGUACCGCCGGCCAAGCCCAAGCCGCUGCCAACGCCGUUUUCGUCGACCCAUUCAAUGGCUACGACCUGUCUACUGUCGAUGCUACCAGUCUCAAGAAUAUCCAGACUAUGCGCGAGGCUGCAGAAGACGCCGAAACGGACCAGUUCAACUCUGCUAUCGACGCUGCUAGCGGUGAUACCGCCGACGCCCUUUCAGCGGGCAAGAUAGCCAACAAGGUGUUGAAGCUUACGGGUGAGGUGCAAGCUCUUACGAUCCAACAAGCGCAAGGUAAAGAUACUGCGGACAAGAUUGCUGAGGAGCAGGAAAAGCUCGAUACCAACAUUGCCACCGACGAAGCAUCCUCCGGCUCCGCUAUGACUGGCGUCACUGGUGGUAGCGCCAACGCUGCUGCUAUCGCCGCUGCCAACUCGACGACGUCUGCUACGACCAAGUCGUCGUCGGCCAAGGGUAGUAGUGCCAAGUCUGCUUAAGCUUCAGACGGUUGGAAACGAUGGGGAGAUGAGGUCAGAUGAAAUGGUGGGGUAGAUAGAUGGAUCUGGUAGAUGUUUUCAUGUAUUUUCAUGAGCA
Messenger RNA from Cryptococcus amylolentus CBS 6039, 1342 nucleotides. RefSeq lists its product as hypothetical. The record is from RefSeq and is a predicted model, not a curated record. NCBI's taxonomy places the organism in Eukaryota, Fungi, Basidiomycota, Tremellomycetes, Tremellales, Cryptococcaceae. Bases 643 to 1245 code for a protein of 200 amino acids. The transcript has 7 exons.